Molecule: messenger RNA, 2057 nt
Organism: Heterocephalus glaber (naked mole-rat)
Lineage: Eukaryota; Metazoa; Chordata; Mammalia; Rodentia; Bathyergidae
Gene: Vamp3
Product: vesicle associated membrane protein 3
Biological process (GO): vesicle-mediated transport
Cellular component (GO): membrane
Source: RefSeq, a predicted model, not a curated record
CCCGCUUCUGCGGGGCCCCGCCUAGUGACGUCACCGCGGCGCCGCCCGGCUUCUGUCUGCGAAGCUCCUCAGGUCCUUCCCCAUCGUCGCCGCCGCCGCCACCGCCAAAAUGUCUGCAGGUUCGAGUGCUGCCACUGGCAGUAACCGAAGACUUCAGCAGACACAAAAUCAAGUAGAUGAGGUGGUGGACAUAAUGAGAGUCAACGUGGAUAAGGUGUUAGAAAGAGACCAGAAGCUCUCUGAGUUAGAUGACCGUGCUGACGCGCUGCAAGCAGGAGCUUCUCAGUUUGAAACAAGUGCUGCCAAGUUGAAGAGGAAAUACUGGUGGAAGAACUGCAAGAUGUGGGCCAUAGGGAUUACCGUUCUGGUGAUCUUCAUCAUCAUCAUCAUCGUGUGGAGCAUCUCUUCUUGAAGAACCAGUGAAACUCAAGCCUUGCUGUUCAGGAAACCUUCAAGACCUUUGACUUUGAACCUGCUAUAUUAUCAAGCUUACCUACUGUUAUUUCUAAGCUGAUUUUUUUUUCUAGUUCAUGUAAAGUUCACUUUCUAGGAAAUGUGCCUUUGUUUUUUAAUAUGCACUUCAAACUAGACGUGUGGGCAGCCCUGCCCACAUUUUGCACAGGGCCUUUACAGAUUUACAUAUGGGCUGAUACAGAGACUUCCCACACUCCAGAGUGCUGUGCUGUAGGCACGGUAUUGUCACUAAUGAAUCACUGUUGAUUCCAGCUAAGUUAGCCGUCCUGGGCUUCUGACAUUUCCUGCAGCUCCACAUUUUAAACCCUUGAGUUAUGAGAUUUCCACGUUGUGCCUUCCAGAACACGAUUGCCUAACACACAUCUGUAACAAUAACAGGCUAGGCCUUGCCUUGAUACUUCCCUGGUUCCCUGUAAGAGAUGUGACCCUUUUUAUAAGCACUACUGACUGUCAUAUUUAAAUUGAGAUGCUGGUGAAGAGUUUUUGGUCUUACAUUAGAUAUGAAUAUGUUUACUUUCUUGUUAUUGUUAUGUAUCACUUCCUAAAAUUUUAUCUUAAUCAGAAGUAAUAACCCUUUUAAAAAGUUUUUAUAGAACUAUGCCCGGACCAAAGUUUCUAUUUUGCCAAAAUGUUAAAAUAUGAAUAAAAUGUCCUUAUGUCUGUCUCUGACAGAUGAAUUCAGAAAAUCGCCAAAUGGGACUCGAAAGAGCCUGUCAAAAGGAAAGUGGUAAUAGUGUGUGUGAACCUCCUGCAUACUGCAGGCGAUGUGGCCCCUCCUAAUGCAGCAGUUUUCACAGGCAGAGGUUUGAGCCAGACUCCUGCCGCCUCAUACUUGUAGACAAAGGGCUUCCCCACCAGACUGCAGGCCAGCAGCUGUGGCCCUCAAUUAAGACAGUCUGUGACCAGCCUCACAGGUGACAGCCCUUUGAGAUUUGUUUCCUGUUUUAUUCAUACUGCGCUUCCUAAAUCUUCUGCACUGCCUGGAUGAGGCAUUGGUCAGGGUGGGUGACUCUUCAGAGGACAGCUAACUAGAGAUUUCUUUCUUCUGCCUCACACUGCACAGGUGCUUGCUUUGGAAAUAGCGAUUGUCACCUGAGAUGGAUUGUGUACAUGAGACUUAACAUCGGGCUACGUGGCCCAAAAGUGGGAGUUCAGGUAUGGGUGAAAUCAGGCAAGGGGAUACAGGGGAGAAACACAGGCUUUACACUCGGUGGCCACUUUUUCCAGAAUGUUCUAGGUGUUGUUCACAUGGUAGUGUGACUUCUGAAGCGCAACAGCUGAGGUGUGCCAGGACACACUCCAUGUCUCUACCUUGUGUUCCCCUGGCAUCACAGAAAUGAUCUGAUGCCGAAGACGCGCCUUGCAAUAUCCAAAGCUGUGAAGCAGCAGCUGUCAGCAUCAGGAUGUAGGCCCAGGGUCUCUGGCCAUGUCUGACUGAAACCUUGGUGCUCUCUCCUUGCUCCAUACUCAGUCCCAUGUAACCCACUGGCUCCUGCAUUAACCCAAGAAUACCUCGCUUGUGUCUGCAUUCAGCUGGCAACUUGCCUGCUAUGAUGACCUGAAUAAAAUGUUGAUAAACAUGA